AUGCGGAGGGCGCGGGGCUGGGCGGCCCUGGCCGGGCUGAGGGCGCGGCCGGACAAGUUCGGGGGGGUGAGCGUGGACCUGGGCGAGCUGCGCCAGCCCCCGCGGGUGGAGCGGGCCGCCUUCGGGCGGUGGCUGAGGGAUUCUGUGGCUCAGUGGCGGCAGGAAGGUCGCAUUGCCGUCUGGCUCCGUGUCCCCAUCCUCCAGAGCGGGCUUGUGGCAACAGCUGCUUCCCAAGGCUUUGCUUUCCACCACGCCGAGCAGGGCUCAUCCACCCUGACGCUGUGGCUGGGACAGGGGCCCAGCAGGCUGCCAGGGUUUGCCACCCACCAGCUGGGGGUUGCAGGUGCUGUUCUAGAUGAAAGCACUGGAAAGGUGCUGGUUGUGCAAGACAGAAAUAAGACUAUAAAUGCAUGGAAAUUUCCAGGAGGUCUGUCUAAUCCAGCAGAAGACAUUGGAGACACAGCAGUUCGGGAGGUUUUUGAAGAGACUGGCAUCAAGUCAGAGUUCAAGUCCAUCCUAAGCAUCAGGCAGCAGCACCACCACCCCGGAGCCUUUGGGCAGUCGGACAUGUACAUCAUCUGUCGCCUGCAGCCCUCCUCCUUCAACAUCAGCUUCUGCCAGCACGAGUGCCUGAGGUGUGAGUGGAUGGACCUCGAGGAGCUCGUCAGGACAAAAAACUCUACUCCCAUCACCAGCAACGUAGCCAAACUCCUGCUGUACGGGUACAGGGAAGGGUUUGAUAAGAUUGACAUAACCAUGAGGGAGUUCCCAGCUGUCUACGCAGGCCUGUUCUACAAACUGUACCACAGGGAGCUGCCCGAGUCCUACAGAAACAUUACAUGAGAGCAAGACAUUUCACAUUUCUUUAGAUUAAUAAUUUAGAAUUAUUACUGCAGUGUUGCACGUUAAAUUUAUUCAUGGACUUCUUUUU
Molecule: messenger RNA, 931 nt
Organism: Empidonax traillii (willow flycatcher)
Lineage: Eukaryota; Metazoa; Chordata; Aves; Passeriformes; Tyrannidae
Gene: NUDT6
Product: nudix hydrolase 6
Exons: 5
Coding region: 1-843 (280 amino acids)
Molecular function (GO): ADP-ribose diphosphatase activity; NADH pyrophosphatase activity; NAD binding
Source: RefSeq, a predicted model, not a curated record